Rhodamnia argentea is the source of this 2198-nucleotide messenger RNA. RefSeq lists its product as uncharacterized. Lineage: Eukaryota; Viridiplantae; Streptophyta; Magnoliopsida; Myrtales; Myrtaceae. Gene Ontology annotation, cellular component: membrane. Bases 366 to 1529 code for a protein of 387 amino acids. Gene Ontology annotation, molecular function: beta-1,4-mannosylglycoprotein 4-beta-N-acetylglucosaminyltransferase activity. Gene Ontology annotation, biological process: protein N-linked glycosylation; N-acetylglucosamine metabolic process. The record is from RefSeq and is a predicted model, not a curated record. The transcript has 2 exons.
GGAAGAGAGUUUAUCUGGUGAAAGAGCGAGAAAAAAACCACCAAACGGCUAUAAUUGACGUUACAGGUUUUAUUCUCUCCUUCCCCCAAAAUCACAGCCCCGCACUAGGAGAAGAGAAAGAGAGAGGGAGAGAGAGAGAUACAGAGAGGACGCAACAACCCCACGAACCAUCGUCUCGCUUCGCCUCGCCUCGCCGCCGAUAUCUUUCCACCGGCGAUUUUCGGGUGUUUCCCAUUCCUUUCUUUUUUCUUAUAUAGAAAAUUCUUGAUCUGGGUGUUGACGAUCCAACGGAGUUGUUGCCGGAAAGAGAGGAUUGAAGCAGCAUUCGUGUUUGUUUCAAUCCUUAAUCGUCGUUGCUCCUCACGAUGUCCGAUGGUUAUUACAGCUCCAAGAAGACUGAUGAUAUUUGUGAGGACGUUUGUGGUCAGCAGGCAACUCGUGCAGCCUUUGGUAUGUCAAGACUUCGCUGUGUUCUUCGAGGGAUAGAUAUGAAGACAUACCUAUUUCUGUUUGUUGUCAUCCCAGUAGGGAUUUGCGGCAUUUACUUGCACGGACAGAAGAUCACCUAUUUCCUUAGACCCCUAUGGGAAUCCCCUCCGAAGCCUUUUCAUGUAAUUCCGCAUUAUUAUAACGAGAACGUGUCAAUGGAAACUCUUUGCAAACUCCAUGGAUGGCGAAUCCGUGAGUUCCCGAGGCGGGUCUAUGAUGCCGUUCUGUUCAGUAAUGAGGUUGACAUUCUGACGAUUCGGUGGAAGGAAUUGUAUCCUUACAUAACAGAAUUUGUACUGCUUGAGUCAAACUCGACAUUUACUGGACUACCCAAGAGGUUGCUUUUUAAAAAAAAUCGAGAUAAGUUUAAGUUUGUUGAGCCUCGGCUGACUUAUGGUACAAUUGGAGGAAGGUUUAGAAAAGGAGAGAAUCCAUUUGUUGAAGAGGCUUAUCAGAGAGUUGCUCUAGACCAGCUUCUUAGGAUUGCUGGCAUUGAGGAUGAUGACUUGUUGAUCAUGUCAGACGUGGACGAGAUCCCUAGUGCCCACACGAUCAAUCUUCUCAGGUGGUGUGAUGACAUCCCACCUAUUCUUCAUUUGCAGCUGAGGAAUUAUUUGUACUCUUUUGAGUUCUUCGUAGACAACAAAAGCUGGAGAGCAUCGGUCCACAGGUAUCAAUCUGGUUAUACGAGAUAUGCGCACUUUAGACGGACUGACAACUUGUUGUCCGAUUCGGGUUGGCAUUGUAGCUUCUGCUUUCGCCACAUAACUGAGUUCAUAUUCAAGAUGAAAGCUUACAGCCACUGUGAUCGGGUUCGAUUCUCUCAUUAUCUGGAUCCGACAAGGGUUCAGGAUGUCAUCUGCAAAGGGGCUGAUCUAUUUGACAUGCUUCCUGAAGAAUACACGUUUAAAGAGAUAAUCAGGAAGAUGGGGCCCAUCCCUCAUUCUCACUCAGCUGUUCAUCUCCCUGCCUAUUUGUUAAACAAUGCCGAGAAGUACAAAUAUUUGCUGCCAGGGAACUGCAAGAGAGAGAGUGGCUGAGUAACUUCCUUAGAAUAUGAGGUGGCUUUUGUCGGCAAGUUUGGAAGGUUGGAAGGUGAAGAUGCUUUGGGCACAAGAAAACAGCUCCCUAGGAAGAUUGUCGAUUACGAUCUCGGGGAUUUAAUACCGGCAACCCAUGCACCUCCUAAACCUCAUGUGUCAUUCUUUAGCGAGGCAUUUGAAGAACUUGCAUGUUCCCAAGACUGUGUGGGGGGACUCAUUUUACAUUCGUUUCGGGACUCGAGUUCUUUGAGUGCCGGAUUUGGGGCAUAUCAUGCUUCGGGGUUUUUGGAUAUUGACGUCGGAGGUGCUAAUUCGCCCUGAGCCUUGCAAGAUUGCAUACCACCUCUUGUAGGUAUUGCUAGAUAUCUCCUGUCUAUAAGCUAGGUUAGUUCAUUCAGCAUUUUUCCCACCAUUCUCUGCUGGGAAUUUCAUUGCAUUAGUCUAAUCUAAAUCCAUUUUUUGUACCAUCAGAUGACUAUCAGCGAUAGGAUGCUGAUUAAUUCUUUACAUUCUUCUUGCAGAGUAGUGUAUGCAUUAUCUCCAUUUCUCCUCUUGUUUCUUUAUCCGGUGUCCUUGUACAUGUUGUAUGUAGUUUGAUUUGAUGAGACUUAUGGUUGGAUGACAGGCUGUAAUUGUUAACUUCACAUGCAAUGUGGGUUCCCUGUU